This is a messenger RNA of Clavispora lusitaniae ATCC 42720, 1158 nucleotides long. RefSeq names its product diphosphomevalonate decarboxylase (gene MVD). Gene Ontology annotation, cellular component: cytosol. The record is from RefSeq and is a predicted model, not a curated record. Gene Ontology annotation, biological process: isoprenoid biosynthetic process; isopentenyl diphosphate biosynthetic process, mevalonate pathway. NCBI's taxonomy places the organism in Eukaryota, Fungi, Ascomycota, Pichiomycetes, Serinales, Metschnikowiaceae. Gene Ontology annotation, molecular function: ATP binding; diphosphomevalonate decarboxylase activity.
AUGACAGUUUUCACAGCCUCCACGACGGCUCCAGUCAACAUUGCUACGCUCAAGUAUUGGGGCAAAAGAGACAAAACGCUCAACUUGCCAACCAACUCGUCCAUUUCGGUGACGUUGGCGCAGGAAGACUUGAGAACCUUGACCUCUGUUGCUACCAGUGAAGAAUUCUCCAAAGACAACUUGUGGCUCAAUGGAGUUGAAGAAGGCAUCAAGGGCGAGAGAACCAUUGCAUGUUUGAAGGAUUUGAGAAGAUUGAGAAAAGAGUUGGAAGAACAAGACUCCUCGUUGCCCAAGUUGUCUGAAUGGGGCUUACACAUUGUUUCGGAAAACAACUUCCCCACCGCUGCUGGCUUGGCUUCGUCAGCCGCCGGCUUUGCUGCUUUGGUGGUGGCUAUUGCCAAAUUGUACAAGCUUCCUCAGCUGAUGUCGGAGAUUUCCAAAAUCGCUCGUAAGGGUUCGGGAUCGGCUUGUAGAUCUUUGUUCGGCGGCUACGUCGCGUGGGAAAUGGGCGACUUGGAAAACGGCGAGGAUUCCAAGGCUGUCGAAGUCGCUCCAUUGGAACAUUGGCCAACUAUGAAAGCAGCCAUUUUGGUUGUGUCUGAUGACAAGAAGGAUACGCCCUCUACUACAGGAAUGCAAUCUACCGUUGCCACUUCCGAUUUGUUCCAGUGGCGUAUCAAAGAAGUUGUGCCCAAGCGGUUUGAACAAAUGAAAAAGUCAAUUGCCGAGCGUGAUUUCCAGACUUUUGGUGAGUUGACCAUGAAGGACUCCAACUCAUUCCACGCUGUGUGCUUGGACUCGUAUCCUCCGAUUUUUUACUUGAACGAUACCUCAAAGAAAAUCAUCAAGUUGAUCCACAAAUUGAACGAGCAAGAGGGAAAGAUUAUUGCUGCUUACACUUUUGACGCUGGUCCAAAUGCUGUCAUUUACUAUGAAGAGGAAAACGUGACCAAGGUGUUGGGUUUGAUCCACAAAUAUUUCCACCAAGUCCCUGGUUGGGAGAAAAUUGCUGACAAGGUCAAUGGGUUUGAGGAUUCCACGAUUGAGUUCGACACCGACGCAUACAAGGGUGUCAGCAGAAUCAUCUUGACGAAAAUCGGAAGUGGUCCUCAGGAAACGACACAGUCCUUGGUCAAUGAGAAGGGUUUGCCAAAGUAG